Pseudo-nitzschia multistriata is the source of this 949-nucleotide messenger RNA. NCBI's taxonomy places the organism in Eukaryota, Bacillariophyta, Bacillariophyceae, Bacillariales, Bacillariaceae. The record is from the annotation of a GenBank genome assembly.
UAAAACGCCGACUCGUGAUAUCGUCAUAAAACGAAAAAUCAACGCAUUAUAAUAACAGCAGAAAGUACGAAGAAACAAUGAAUACCAUCAAUUUCAAGGUGACGACAACUCCGCUGGGGGAAAAUACCAUCACUUCCGAAACAACUGUCUUUGUUCCCAAGUUCAAGGGAAACAAGGGACCCAAUGACGUGGUCUGCUUCGUUGGAAGUGGCACCGGACUGCAGCCCGACAUCAAGUCGUUUUAUGGCGCUGGAGGUACCAACUGCCAAGCAAAAAAUGGAUGUGGCGUCCAUGUUCAUUCUGGGCUUAGUUGCAAGAAUACUGAAACUCAAGGUUCGUGAAUUCCGUGAUACCCAUUUUUGGCAGCACGCGUUUUACAGAGCUAUUUGCGAGAGAGGAGACGAAUUGGAUUUGACGACGAAUGAUAAAAUAAUAUUAAUGGCAUAACACUCACCACAACUUGUUUUCAUUCUUGAUAUUAUUGUCUAACCUCAGGUGGGCACUGGUACAACAAGGAUGUCUUGAGUGUUGACCCUUGGGCUAUUACCGGAUACGAAAUUACAAGUGCGGCAGGGACUGCAGAUUUUGCGUCUUGUGUCUAUACGGGAUUUGAUGUGGCAACAAACCCAGAUUUGUUGGAGGGACAUGCAUUCAUUGUCCACAACGAGGAUGGAAGCCGUGCGAGCUGUGGCAUUAUUAAGAAGGGAGGGAAACACAACAAGUCGACAAAGAAAACCCGGUUGUAACUGGUACAUCAUGCAGUACUCGUAUUUUUGUAAUUGGUCGUGGUGCAAAGCAAAACUUUAAACGACCAAAUCAUCUAUCCAACCUUCUCCUUAUUGUUCGGUAACUCGCGUGAGAUCUUCUUGGUAGUUGCUCCUAAUUCCUCUCCAUCGCCAUUACGAUCUUCGAUGGACCUACCGUACUACAGUAAAUAAAAUCAAUGUUU